Molecule: messenger RNA, 2010 nt
Organism: Orbicella faveolata
Lineage: Eukaryota; Metazoa; Cnidaria; Anthozoa; Scleractinia; Merulinidae
Source: RefSeq, a predicted model, not a curated record
GACAAAAGCAACAAUGGAUGAUCCAUUAAUAAAUACCCUAACAGACAACUCAUUGCCUUUAUUUUCUUUAAGGUAUCAUGGUAGGUGGAUUGACAGUGUUUGGAAAUUGCGCUCUUACGCAGGCGCUUUCAAAGAAAACCCCAUCAACCCAUACAUUUUCUGAAAGCUUAAUAGUUAUAGAAUGCAAUCAUAACUUUGAAAUUUUCUAAAAAGUUAUUGUCACGGUAAUAUUAAAAGUGAUACUCAGAAAUACUACUUUGUUUAAACUGGUUUGCUUCCGCGAGUGAAUUUUCGGAGUGGUGCAAUUAACAUGGCAAAUGUUUUCUCACAUAUCACCCUCAAAAAGCGUGUCGGUGAUUUUCCAGAUGUGGUUUGGUUUUUUUUCUACACCCUCUUAAACUUAACAUUUUCAAUGCGGAGGUUUCUUUCUACUAAAGAGGCCAUAACUUUGAAACGAAGGCAAAAUUAAACAAAGCCUGACACCCUUUUUCGAGAAAGGUGUUGUGGAACAUACCUACCGAUUUUCAGCCAAUUCCGUCGGAAGACAUGCGUAAACGAACUAAAAAUGUUCAUCCUUAUAUGCAGUUUUAUUUUAUCGAGAAAAAGAUGAAAAACCUUGUGGUUGUGUUUUCACUAGGACAAUUUUAGCUCGAUAAAGUCAGAAAGUCUGAAAAUACAGUGAAAACACUUUGUCUGGUGUUUAGCGAGUUAACAAUGCCAACUGUUUUCACAAAGAAAAACAAAGGGUUUUCUUGCCUUUAUGACGGGAAACUCAUGCAGAGUUAUACUACCUCGCAAGAUGGUUUAACUUGUCCCGACAAAUACCGCAGCCAAUUGCAUCGCGUGUAGUGACAGAUGCCUGCCAAACAAUCUGGCAAAAUUAUUUUCCAGACGCUCGCCUUGUGGUUCUUUCGAAACAAAACCUUGUAUGCUUGUAAACAUGGCUGACAAAUUGCAAAACACUUCCCAAUUCUUUCGCCGUUUUACAAUUCCUCCGGACCUGUUGGAUGCUCAGAUCCCUCGUCCAGGGCCUCACCUGUUUCACAGCGUCAGCAUGCAGAAUCAAUUCCCACAUUACGGGCAAGCAGCAGUUCUUCUAUACCAAGUUCCUAUGCCACAUGUGUCACCCUCGACAAGCUCAGUCCCAAGCAGCAAAAGCGAAAACACAACAAACGAAGAAAAUCCACAGCCAAGAGCUAUGAACAGGAACCGUGGCUCUGACUGGACAGACAUGGAGACAAGGUAUUUACUUCAAUUGUGGAGGGACAAUUUCCCAAUCAGCAAGAAAAGAAACAGCACUGUGUGGGAUGCCAUCACAAAGAAGCUCAAUUCCAUUUUUAAAGACCAGGGAAUACCAAGCUACCGCACAGGUACGCAGUGUAAGGCGUGCAUUAAAUACCUUCAGGACGAGUACAAACGAGUAAAGGACCACAAUUCCCGAAGUGGCAACAACUGGGAAUCGUUCAAAUACUACGACAUGAUCGAUGAAGUUUUGGGAUCCAAGCCGAACAUCAUGCUGAAAGAAGUUGUCGAAUGUGGUUUGGCUGAAGACGCCAACGCAACUGCAGUUGGUGACUCUGAAGCUUCACCUGAAUCAAAUGUUCCAGCAGAUCAUGAAAGCAAUACAGACCUGGAACAGGAGUUCGAAAAGAACUUAAAAGGAAACCCAAAACGUUCCAAAAAAAGGAGCAAAGGAAAAGCGCCUGCCGUAAAGAAAGCGAAGGCUGCUUCGGCUGAGUCCAACAGCGAUCGUGUGGAAUUUUUACAAGAAAGUCAAAGUAAAGACCACGACCUUUUCAAGCGCCUCGCUGACAAGGAGGCAGAGAGAUCUUAAAAGUCAAAAACUUAUGUUUGACGCUAUAAAAGAAAUGGCACAAAUUUUUAAAGGAGAUAGUUAAAGAGAAAACGGCAGACUUUCAGACAUAAGUUUUUGUACAUCAAGUACAAAGAUUUUUAAUUUUUAUUAUCAUUACUGUUUAAGGUGGCCGAACACAGUUUUCGCGUGCGCUU